UAAUCAUAAAACAUUGAAUGUAAUUCGUUUCUAAUUUCGUGAGCGCGUGCCAAUAAUGGGCAACAGAGGCCUAGAGCAGCGCGGGAAGAAAUCUAAAGCCAAAGAUUCGCCGCCGGUGCAGGUGGCUGCCCUGGAAGUGCAAAAUGUAAGAAAAGCGAUCAGCCGAUAUGGAACUUUGCCGAAGGGUGCAAGAAUUGGGGCCUAUUUGGAGUCGCUUCGACAGAGCGGCAUGUCAACGAACGAAGAAUCCGGAGCUGCCGCUCAAAUCGUCGCUCAAGUAUCCGGAGAUUCGGACUCGACUCCACGAUCACUGUCUCCCAGAACCAAUAUUAGGGCGCAGCCUCAAAUGAUCCGAAGCAACUCUUCAAGCGGAGUUACCGCCUUUCAUGGCACGCAUCCUCCCAGUUCUCCCACUUCCAAACUAUCUAGAAAUAGAAAUUUAGCUCGAAAUAAUACCGAUAAUAUUCGAUCGAGUCUACGCACCUUCAAAGGGCCGCAAAGUUCGUUCCGAGGGGGCAGCCCUUCACGGUCGGUGCCGCCCCCCACGUUGGCCGAUUUGGAAUUUCCACCGCCUCCAACUGAUUUGCCGCCUCCCCCAGAAGAAUUCGAUAAUACCAGUUCGAUCGACAUGGUGGAUUGCAGCACGGCCAUCAUGUGCUCUUCGACUGAAAUAAAGAAGAAAAUAGUCCCGAUGUCCCCCAUGCUACCCAGCAAGAAAGUGCAUCGGGAGGUCGGUACCAGCGGAGGAGCCGGGGCUUCAACGCCCCUUUCUCUUGAGGCGGCCAAUCGCUGGACCUCCAAAGAGAACCUGCUGGCUCAGGAGGAGGACGAUCCUCAACUCUUCGUAGCUUUGUACGACUUCCAAGCUGGCGGCGAGAAUCAGCUCAGCUUGAAAAAAGGUACUUUUCAAAUAGACAUGAAUUGUGUGUGA
Messenger RNA from Dendroctonus ponderosae (mountain pine beetle), 931 nucleotides. RefSeq names its product tyrosine-protein kinase Abl-like. Gene Ontology annotation, molecular function: protein binding. The record is from RefSeq and is a predicted model, not a curated record. The transcript has 5 exons. NCBI's taxonomy places the organism in Eukaryota, Metazoa, Arthropoda, Insecta, Coleoptera, Curculionidae. Bases 56 to 931 code for a protein of 291 amino acids.